Malus domestica (apple) is the source of this 2202-nucleotide messenger RNA. Its product is annotated as lysM domain receptor-like kinase 4. Gene Ontology annotation, biological process: protein phosphorylation. NCBI's taxonomy places the organism in Eukaryota, Viridiplantae, Streptophyta, Magnoliopsida, Rosales, Rosaceae. Gene Ontology annotation, molecular function: ATP binding; protein kinase activity. The record is from RefSeq and is a predicted model, not a curated record.
AUGGAUAUGCCCCAUCUCAUAUCUGCUACAUUUCUCACCAUUUUUUGUUGCUCUUGUUUGAUUUUUGCUCAGCAGCCUUACGAGGGACAGACCUUCACGGAUUGUUACAACCCAAAAACUUACUCAAAAUCUGUUCUUGGCUACACCUGCAAUGGAGCAAGCAAGAGUUGCGAAACAUUCCUCACCUUCAGAUCCCGGGCACCUUACAACAUGGUCUUUGCCAUCUCCAAUAUGCUGACUUCUGACGUGUCUCAGCUGGCAGAGAUAAAUUUGGUUUCUGAAGCAACGUUCGAAACCAACAAGUUGGUGAUUGUUCCGAUUACUUGCUCCUGCUCAGGUGAGUACUAUCAGAUAAACAUGUCUCAUGUUGUUGUGAAGGUCGAUACGUUUUUAAUUGUUGCGAAUAACACAUUGCCAGGCCUUUCGACAUGUCAAGCUAUGCUGAACCAGAAUAGUAAUCUAACUGCAGAAAACUUGUACAUUGGUGAUAGACUCAUUGUUGCUCUUAGAUGUGCUUGUCCCACAAAGAACCAAACUGACCUAGGUUUCAAGUAUCUUUUGACUUACUUAAUCGCUCAAGGUGAUUAUGUUCCAUUGAUCAGCACGAGAUUUGGCUCGGAUACAGGGAGAACUCUUGAAACUAGGGCUCCCUUCACCACACUUUUAUUUCCUUUGAAAAACCCUCCAAACAGUUCUCAAACCGUAGAGCCUCCCACAUCAUCACCAUCACCUCCAGCAAUACCUCCACCACCCUCCAAUAACUCAAACAAAACAUGGGUUUACACCCUUUUUGGGGCUCUUGGCGGAGGCGGACUUGUAUUGGUCAUAGGCGACAUUAUCUUCUGCACAUUCUUCCGUGGAAGUACUAAGAAGGGUUUUGAUCCAAUUAUUGCCUCAGAGAGCUUUGAGCCGCUUGAAAAACCACAAGGGAAAAAGGUGGAGGAAGAGGUCUCGGGACUUUUUAGAGGCUUAUCUGGCAUAGCUCAAUCCCUCCAAGUUUACAAAUUUGAGGAUCUGCAACGCGCAACAGGUGGUUUUAGUACUGCUUAUAUGGUUAAGGCUGUUUAUUGUGCCAAAAUUAAUGAGGAUUUGGCGGCCAUUAAGAAGAUGAAUGGAGAUGUGUCCAAAGAGAUAAAUUUACUAAAAAAGGUCAGCCAUUCUAAUCUCAUUCGCCUCUCUGGCGUUUGCUUUAAUGAUGGACAUUCAUAUCUUAUCUACGAGUAUGCUGUCAAUGGACCAUUAAGUGAUUGGAUCUACUACAGCAGCAAUCACGGGAAGUUCCUGAAUUGGACACAAAAAAUACAGAUUCUGCUGGAUGUGGCCUCAGGGCUUCACUAUCUCCACAGCUUCACCACUCCUCCCCAUGUCCACAAGGAUGUAAAGAGCAGUAACAUUCUUCUCGACAGCGAUUUCAGGGCCAAGAUCGCAGACUUCAGUCUAGCAAGGUCAACAGAAGCACCGGAAGGUGAGUUUUCUUUGACAAAUCACAUUGUCGGAAUAGGCUACAUAGCUCCUGAGUACUUGGAAAAUGGCUUGAUAUCCACAAAGCUUGAUGUCUACGCAUUUGGCGCUCGCAGGCUGGAAGUACUCACUGGAAAAGACGUUGCUAUGUUUUACAAAAAGAAUAUUUGCUUGUCUGAUGUAGUAUACUCUCUGCUUAACAACGAAGAUGGAGGGCAGAGUUUGAAGGAGUUCAUGGAUCCUUCUAUGCAAAAGAGUUAUCCUCCAAAACUUUCUCUUUUCGUGAUCAAACUGAUUGAUAAUUGCUUGAAAAGAAACCCUGCUGCUCGCCCGAGCAUGGAGGAGAUGGUGCAAUUUAUGUCAAGAAACAUGGGCAAUUCACGGGAAUUGUCAAGCAACAUCUCAGGCUAUCAAACUUUAGUGGGAGUUCUUAGUAGCACCGAAACUGGAACAGGAUCUCAUUCAACUGCUUAGUUUAAAGCUAGAUUUUAUUUAAUCUACUGCUCUUCUUUCUCUUUUCCCGGUUCAGAUUCAUGUGCUGCUACUGUGUAUAAAUUAUGGGAAAUUCUUCGGAUAUGCAGCAGUAAAAAGCCUCGGGCAAAUUUCUAGAAGAACUAAAACAAUGACUGGAAGAAAUGUUUUGACCAAGAAAAUUGACCUGUUUCUUGCAGAAUUAUAUUUUUAGGAAAUUCUCUGUGCAGAAUGUCCAUUUAUUAAUAAAGAACGGCCAUUCAUUGAUAA